AGCCAUUUCUGACCCAGCAGCCAGGAAAAUGUGAAACAAUUUGCUUCUGCUAGAAACAGGACAGCUGGGGCUUUGUUCCUGCAAGAGCAGACCAACCGACGCGGCAGGACCCAGGCAAGCACGAACAAGCCGAGAUGGAUGAUAAUAUGGAUACAAAACCUAUUCUAGAAGAACUUCUUCUCAAAAGGUCACAGCAAAAGAAGAAAAUGUCACCAAAUAAUUACAAAGAACGACUUUUUGUUUUGACCAAGACAAAUCUUUCCUAUUAUGAAUAUGACAAAAUGAAAAGGGGCAGCAGAAAAGGAUCAAUUGAAAUUAAGAAAAUCAGAUGCGUGGAGAAAGUAAAUCUAGAGGAGCAGACGCCUGUGGAGAGACAGUAUCCAUUUCAGAUUGUCUAUAAAGAUGGGCUUCUCUAUGUCUAUGCAUCAAACGAAGAGAGCCGAAGUCAGUGGUUGAAAGCAUUACAAAAAGAGAUAAGGGGUAACCCCCACCUGCUGAUCAAGUACCAUAGUGGGUUCUUCGUGGAUGGGAAGUUCCUGUGUUGCCAGCAGAGUUGUAAAGCAGCCCCAGGAUGUACCCUCUGGGAAGCAUAUGCUGAUCUACAUAUUGCAGUCAAUGAAGAGAAACACAGAGUUCCUACCUUCCCAGACAGAGUGCUGAAGAUACCUCGGGCAGUUCCUAUUCUCAAAAUGGAUGCACCAUCUUCAAGUACGACUCUAGCCCAAUAUGACAACCACUCAAAGAAAAACUAUGGUUCCCAGCCACCGUCUUCAAGUACCACUUUAGCCCAAUAUGACAGCGACUCAAAGAAAAUCUACAGCUGCCAGCCGAACGUCCACAUGCAGUAUAUUCCAAGAGAAGACUGCCCUGACUGGUGGCAAGUAAGAAAACUGAAAAGUAGCAGCAGCAGUGAAGAUAUUGCAUCCAGUAACCAAAAAGAAAGAAAUGUAAAUCAGAGCACCUCAAAGAUUUCAUGGGGAUUCCCUGAGUCAAGUUCAUCUGAAGAAGAGGAAAACCUGGAUGAUUAUGACUGGUUUGCUGGUAACAUCUCCAGAUCACAAUCUGAACAGUUACUCAGACAAAAGGGAAAAGAGGGAGCAUUUAUGGUUAGAAAUUCCAGCCAAGCAGGAAUGUACACAGUGUCCUUAUUUAGUAAGGCUGUGGAUGAUAAAAAAGGAACUGUCAAACAUUACCAUGUGCAUACAAAUGCUGAGAACAAAUUAUACCUGGCAGAAAACUACUGUUUUGAUUCCAUUCCAAAGCUUAUUCAUUAUCAUCAACACAAUUCAGCAGGCAUGAUCACACGGCUCCGUCACCCUGUGUCAACAAAGGCCAACAAGGUCCCUGACUCUGUGUCCCUGGGAAAUGGAAUCUGGGAACUGAAAAGAGAAGAGAUUACCUUGUUGAAUGAGCUGGGAAGUGGCCAGUUUGGAGUGGUCCAGCUGGGCAAGUGGAAGGGGCAGUAUGAUGUUGCUGUUAAGAUGAUCAAGGAGGGUUCCAUGUCGGAAGAUGAAUUCUUUCAGGAGGCCCAGACUAUGAUGAAACUCAACCAUCCCAAGCUGGUUAAAUUCUAUGGAGUGUGUUCAAAGGAAUACCCCAUAUACAUAGUAACUGAAUAUAUAACCAAUGGCUGCUUGCUGAAUUACCUGAAGAGUUACGGAAAAGGACUUGAACCUUCCCAGCUGUUAGAAAUGUGCUAUGAUGUUUGUGAAGGCAUGGCAUUCUUGGAGAGCCACCAAUUCAUACACAGGGACUUGGCUGCUCGUAACUGCUUGGUGGACAGUGAUCUCUCUGUGAAAGUAUCUGACUUUGGAAUGACAAGGUACGUUCUUGAUGACCAGUAUGUCAGUUCAGUCGGAACAAAAUUUCCAGUCAAAUGGUCAGCUCCAGAGGUGUUUCAUUACUUCAAAUACAGCAGCAAGUCAGACGUAUGGGCAUUCGGGAUCCUGAUGUGGGAGGUGUUCAGCCUGGGGAAGCAGCCCUAUGACUUAUAUGACAACUCCCAGGUGGUUCUGAAGGUCUCCCAGGGUCACAGGCUCUACCGGCCCCACCUGGCAUCGGACACCGUCUACCAGAUCAUGUACAGAUGCUGGCACGAGCUUCCAGAAAAGCGUCCCACAUUUCAGCAACUCCUGUCUUCCAUUGAACCACUUCGGGAAAAAGACAAGCCUUGAAGAAGAUAUUAGGAGUGCUGAUAAGAAUGAAUAUAGAUGUUGGCCACCAUUUUCAUUCAUUUUAAGGGAAGUAGCAAAGCAUAGUGUAAUUUAGCUAGUUUUUAAUAGUGUUCUCUCUAUUUUCUAUUAUUUAGAAAUAAACGAGGCAGGAAACAAAAGAUUUCCUUGAAAUUUAGAUCAAAUUAGUAAUUUUGUUGAUGCUGCUCCUGAUAUAACGCUUUCCAGCCUAUAGCAGAAGCACAUUUUCAGAUUGCAAUAUAGAGACUGUGUUCAUGUGUAAAAACUGAGCAGAAUUGAAAAAUUACUUAUUGGACAGUCAUUCUUUUCUUUAUAUUGUCACUGUCACAAGAAUUAAAUAUACUUCCAAAUACAGAAAUGUGGA
Molecule: messenger RNA, 2556 nt
Organism: Saimiri boliviensis boliviensis (Bolivian squirrel monkey)
Lineage: Eukaryota; Metazoa; Chordata; Mammalia; Primates; Cebidae
Gene: BMX
Product: BMX non-receptor tyrosine kinase
Biological process (GO): intracellular signal transduction; protein phosphorylation
Molecular function (GO): ATP binding; protein tyrosine kinase activity
Source: RefSeq, a predicted model, not a curated record